Messenger RNA from Salvelinus namaycush (lake trout), 1020 nucleotides. RefSeq names its product beta-1,3-galactosyltransferase 6-like. Gene Ontology annotation, molecular function: UDP-galactosyltransferase activity. Bases 1 to 1020 code for a protein of 339 amino acids. Gene Ontology annotation, biological process: glycosaminoglycan biosynthetic process. The transcript has 2 exons. Gene Ontology annotation, cellular component: membrane. NCBI's taxonomy places the organism in Eukaryota, Metazoa, Chordata, Actinopteri, Salmoniformes, Salmonidae. The record is from RefSeq and is a predicted model, not a curated record.
AUGAAACUGGUUCGCCUCCUGUGUCGUCACAAGACGGCUCUGGCCAUUGCAGGAGUCUGCCUGUUCGCUGUAGUCGUCCUCUUCCUCGCCAAGUGUACCUCCGAGACCCUGAAACAGGGCCAGGUCGACCCUCCAGGCUUAGCACCCCAUGCUGCCCACUCCCGGCCCAGAGUAGAGCACCCCAAGCCCCCCUCACGCCCCAAAGACCUCUCAGCCUUCCUUGUGGUCCUCAUCACCACAGGACCCAAGUACACAGAGCGGCGGAGCAUUAUCCGCAGCACAUGGCUGACUAAGAAGGACCCGGAGGUUCUAGCUAUGUUUGUGGUGGGAACCGAGGGUCUAUCGGCCGAGGACAUGCAGAACCUCAACACAGAGCAGGGCCGACACAAAGACCUGCUCUUACUCCCCGAGCUGCGGGACUCGUAUGAGAACCUGACCCUGAAGCUGCUGCACAUGUACUCCUGGCUGGAUCACAAUGUAGACUUUAAGUUUGCUUUAAAAGCAGAUGACGACACCUUCGCUCGCCUGGACCUGCUGAAGGAGGAGCUGAAGACUAAAGAACCCAGCCGGCUGUACUGGGGGUUCUUCUCAGGCCGCGGUCGUGUCAAAACUGCAGGGAAGUGGAGGGAGUCGGCUUGGGAGCUGUGUGACUACUACCUACCCUACGCCCUAGGUGGAGGGUACCUGCUCUCCUGCGACCUAAUCCACUACGUGCGCAUCAACGCUGCCUUCCUCAAGGUGUGGCAGAGCGAGGACGUGUCGCUGGGGGCUUGGCUGGCCCCCGUGGACGUCAAACGGACGCACGACCCACGCUUCGACACGGAGUACAAGUCAAGGGGCUGUAGUAAUAAGUACCUGGUGACCCACAAGCAGAGCCUGGAGGAUAUGUUAGAGAAACAGCAGACACUGCAGAGAGAUGGGAGGUUGUGUAAAGAAGAGGUUAAACUCAGACUGAGUUAUGUAUACGACUGGAGCGUCCCGCCAUCCCAGUGCUGCCAGAGGAAGGAUGGAGUACCCUAA